AUGUGCGACGGGAGCGAUGGAAAGAUGGCGGCUGCUAUGGUACAAAUGUCAUGUUUGUACCGGGGCAUGUUAGCGGUCAGGGCCACCGGCAUCAGGACAUUAAUCCCCGGGCUGGUCCCGUCACAGUUCCGAGCCUUCUCAAUGCGGAAGGAGCCGGAGCUGGAGGAGAACCCGUACUACAGCAAGUACCAGGACAAGAUCCAGAAGCUGCGCAGCACCAAACCACAGGAGUACAAUGCCCGAGUGGAGAAACGUCAUGAGGCCAAGAAGGAAGUGCUCGGACACUCGAAGCAGGCAGAAUUCGUCAGGCUCAUGGAACAGGAGCUAGAGAAAAGGGACAAGAUGGCUGCCAGUGACGGAGCAUCUGGAGGUUUCACAAAGAACAAGACGCUGGGCUCCAUCCUCAACAUGGACAUGAUCCAGGACAAGACGGGUGAGGAGAUCGCAGAGCUUUGGAUGAAAUAUUAUUCCACGAAGGACACGAUUAGCGCCGUCAUCCCAGCACAGAUCUAUGAGAUGAUUUUCAGCAGGUCAAAGUCCUGCCCGAUGUUCCUGUACGCGUUGCCUCAGAAGGAGGGUUACGAGUUCUUCGUGGGUCAGUGGUCUGGACACGAGCUCCACUUCACUUCCCUCAUCAACGUCCAGAUGCUGGGCGAGAACGCUCCGAGUCAGCUGAUCCUCUACCACUACCCAGACCUGAAGGAGGAGAAGGGUGUGGUCCUCAUGACGGCUGAGAUGGACCCCAAGUUUGUAACUGUCCACCAGGCUCAGUGCUUGGCCAAUCAGGUGCAGCUGUUCUACGGUACACAGAGGCAGGAGACGUACCGGUUGGUGGAGACGUUUAACCACUGCCCGGCAGACUUCAAACACAUGUCAGUGAUAGCAGAGCUGGAACAGAGCGGCUUGGGGCCAGCAGUUUCCCCUGGAGGCUCGUAGGGAGACCAGAGAUGGACCGAAAUCACCAUCAGACCAUCUGCUGUCUGAUUCCUUGGAACUGUUGGCCUUCAUUUAAAGUCACACAUAGACAUGCACUUCUUUCCUCAGCACUCUCCACUGGGAUACACCUCUUCUUCAUACUGUAUAUAUAUAUAUUUGCAGCUGUGAUUCGGGCAAAACAUCUUAAAGGAGCUUAAACUGAACUCUGUCUGGGACUUGAUCAUCUCAGACAUCUGCUACCCAUCGUUUCAUUGUGCAUAAAUUUGCAGAAGAAUAAUGUCAUAAUGAUCAGUUCAAUAAUUAAUAAAUAACUCAUCAAAAUAAUUCUUCACAUUCUGACA
This is a messenger RNA of Toxotes jaculatrix (banded archerfish), 1277 nucleotides long. It is a transcript of the gene atpaf1, whose product is annotated as ATP synthase mitochondrial F1 complex assembly factor 1. The coding region runs from base 1 to 936 and encodes 311 amino acids. The record is from RefSeq and is a predicted model, not a curated record. The transcript is spliced from 9 exons. Gene Ontology annotation, cellular component: mitochondrion. Gene Ontology annotation, biological process: mitochondrial proton-transporting ATP synthase complex assembly. Lineage: Eukaryota; Metazoa; Chordata; Actinopteri; Toxotidae.